Molecule: messenger RNA, 1592 nt
Organism: Cololabis saira (Pacific saury)
Lineage: Eukaryota; Metazoa; Chordata; Actinopteri; Beloniformes; Belonidae
Gene: taldo1
Product: transaldolase 1
Exons: 8
Coding region: 92-1108 (338 amino acids)
Biological process (GO): pentose-phosphate shunt, non-oxidative branch; carbohydrate metabolic process; pentose-phosphate shunt
Cellular component (GO): cytoplasm; intracellular anatomical structure
Molecular function (GO): transaldolase activity
Source: RefSeq, a predicted model, not a curated record
CAGACAGAGCAGCUGCGCGCUCCCAUCUCUGACAUUCCGGCCGCUCUCACGUGUUUUCUGUGUAUAAAAGGCUCUCAGUCUGCGCUCAAUCAUGUCGAGUGUGUCACCAGACAAGCGGAGGAAGAUGGAGACGGCCCUGAGUCAGCUGAAGAAGUUCACCGUGGUGGUGGCGGACACCGGGGACUUUAAUGCCAUUGACGAAUACAACCCUCAAGAUGCCACCACUAAUCCAUCUCUUAUCCUGGCUGCUGCCAAGAUGCCAGCCUACCAGCCCCUUUUGGACCAGGCCAUCAAAUAUGGUAUCGCCAAAGGCGGAACUGAAGAGGAGCAGGUAUCCAACACAAUGGAGAAGUUGUUUGUGAGUUUUGGUCUAGAGAUCCUCAAGAAGAUCCCAGGCAGAGUCUCUACAGAGGUGGAUGCCAGACUGUCUUUUGACAAAGAGGAAAUGGUUGCAAAAGCCCUGAAGUUCAUUUCUCUCUACAAAGAGGCAGGCAUCGGCAAGGAGCGUGUACUCAUUAAACUGUCUUCGACAUGGGAGGGGAUCCAGGCUGGCAAGGAGCUUGAGGAGAAGCAUGGUGUCCACUGCAACAUGACACUGCUGUUCUCUUUUGCUCAGGCUGUGGCCUGUGCAGAAGGAAAGGUAACACUGAUCUCACCUUUUGUUGGACGCAUCCUUGACUGGCAUAAGGAGAAUACAGAUCGCAAAAGCUACGAGCCACAUGAAGACCCAGGUGUGCUGAGUGUGACCAAAAUUUACAACUACUACAAGAAGUUUGACUACAGCACCGUUGUCAUGGGUGCCUCUUUUAGAAACACGGGGGAAGUGAAGGCCCUGGCCGGCUGUGAUCUGCUCACCAUCUCCCCCGGUCUGCUAGCAGAACUCAGCCAGGAUCACAGUGCAAUCACUGAAAUGCUCAAUGUGGCCAAAGCCAAGGCUUGUGAUCUGGAGAAGAUCCACCUGGAUGAGAAGGACUUCCGCUGGCAGCACAACGAGGACCGCAUGGCCGUGGAGAAACUGUCGGACGGGAUCCGCAAGUUUGCAGCGGACGCCAUCAAGCUGGAGACCAUGAUCAAAGAAAAAAUUAUCAGCGUGAAAAACGGAAAGUAAUGGGCUGAUCUGGCGUCUCCAGUUUCAACAAAGGAGGUGUGAGGAAGGAAUCUGUCCCAUCAGUCCCCAACUACCAACGAGAAGAUCCAAAGUGCCAGAAAGUCUUCGUCCCCCCAUCUGACCAAACUCCAGGGAACCCCCCACCCCCCAAAAGGGCUCUUGGACUUUCUUAAUCUGGGACUGGGUUUUUGAUCAAGCAUAGUAAUCAAUGCUUUGGGGGGUGUGGUUUGUAAUGAAAUGGUUUAAUAUUUAGUCGAAACGGGACCAGCAAGGAAAAUGUGAACAUUGAGUUUAAAAAAAUAAUAAUAAUUAAAAAAGUUCUGGCUCAAUGUCUUGUCACUACUUGAAGGGAUGCUGGGCAUUUUUUUUUCUUUAGGCAGGACACGACCACAGUUUCACUUUUGACAGAUCUUUGCUUUAUCAUGCUCUAACAAGUAUGCUUGUACCAACAUUCCUCCUUGUAUUAAACUUGGCUCUUAACAAA